AAUAGGUACACACAUACCCACAUUGAUGAAUUGAUUUUGCAAUUGCACAAACCAUACCAUGUGAUCUUGCAAUUAGAAAUGCAAGACUAACGUGAAUACUCUAAAGUUGGAUACUCGAUUCAAACCCAAGAAGUUAGAGAAUAGUUAAAUUACAAGCUAGUAGAAUCUGAUUUGCAUGAAUACCCAAUAAAUUACACUGCUAAGUAAGUGAUCAGCACUUAAUCCAAAUUAGUAAUCAAAAUUAAAACACAAAAUUAUCUUUUAAAUGACUGAUAUAUAUAGGCCUACAGAAGUAGCGAUUACACCGAUAAACUAAGGUCAACAAUCAUUAUAUCGUUAACCCAUUAUAAGUUAGUGGUGCGGUUAUCGAUAGGUUAAGAUGGCUUUGGUGUAAUCAAUAAUCGAAUAGGUUAACCGACAACAAACCGAACAUACAGCUUAUGGGUGUCCUUGGUGGUUUAUCUUUUUUCAAAUGGUCAUUUCUUUUCACAUACUAUUUUUUGUACUAUAAAUGUGUGAAUGCUUGUAUUUAUCGAAAUAGUGGAGGGUCCAUAAGAAGUGGACUAACUUCAAAAUACAAUCAUAUAAGUCAUAAAAUGAAAAGAAGUAGAGGUAUCUUCUGAUGAUCUGAUGUUUCUUCUGCUAUGAAGCACAUACAACAAUGAUUGGGAAGACACCAGCCUCGUUGCCGCAAUCUAUCCAAAGUGAGAAUUUUACCAUGGAAUACCAAUCAUACUAGUAUAUCACAAAGUAUUAUGAAUAAAUAAAUAAAAUUAGUGUAGUUAUUGUGGGUUAAUUGUCGUGGGUAGUGAUUAACCACUAACCACAAAAAUCAAUAUUUUUCUAACCCUGUCCAAUUCACUAUCCACAAAGUGUGUGAUUUGGUGCGAUUUGUUGGUUACCCGCAAUUCACAAACCAAACUUCCAACCGUACUCUUAUCCUUACUUUUUUCAAUUUGUUCUCCUAAUUCCAAUAAAAACUAAAGUCAAACUCAAAUCAAUGGUAAAAAUAUGAAAAUACCACAUUCCCCAAAAUAUCCUUACAGACCGUUUGGUAUCAAAUGAAUCAAGAAUUCAUUUCAUUGUAAAAUGAAUUAUAGUGUAGAAUUCAUUAUCAAAUGAAAUAUUGUGUUUGGUAUGUCAUAUUCAAAUUCUUAGAAAAAAAUGAAUUCAUGUGUUUGGUAUGUUAUAUAUAUAAGUAAUUUAGUUAAUAAAGAGGAUAAUUAUGACAUUCUAUUAUAAUUAGUAAAUAGUUGUGGAAUUCAUUUGGAAAUUCCAUCUCAAUUUUUCAAAAUUGCUAUAACUAGUACCAAUUCCAUAGAAUUCAUAAUUUAGAAUUGGAAAUGAACUCUUUUAAAUACCAAACACAAAAAUAUUUCAUUUCAAAAUGAAUUCCUCAAAACUUAUGGAAUUCAUUUAUAACAAACAAGUAUGUUACUCUUUUUUCUUAUUAUGGAAUUCAUAAAUAAAUACUCCCAAUCAUCCAAAGACUUCAAAAAACUCCUCCUCCAAUCCGACGGACGGAUCCUAUAUGAGGUGCUUGAUGAAGGACAAAAUACUCCCUCAUCAACAGUACUGUAACCUAGGCAUGGGAGUACAGGAACAGUAUACAUACUGAAAAGUUCUUUCUUGCAAAAAUAAUUGCAGAAUAUAUAGCACAAUAAUUGGAUAUGUCAAUACGGUCUUAUCUCUGUCUGUCUUGUUGCUCAAUCCUCCAGUGAAAUGUGGGGCUAAAAAGGCUAGCCUGAAAGGGAUGAAUUCCUUCACCUAGUCCACACAACUUGAUAUCUUCUCAUUUUUAACAAAGAAGCUCUUCAUGAUCAGUUGACACUUUUGGUUUAGCUGGCAACUUGUCUUUGCUGAAAUUGUCAUUUAUUUCUCUCCAUGUGCUGUUGUUACUGGACCACCAAAAAACCAGACCAAAGCAUCUUUUCCCAAUUGAUCAUUUCCCAAUCAACUCUUCCCACUCCCAAUCCCACCACCUCCCACUAGCUUCAGUCACUCGCCUCAGCUUGUUUAGUUCUUUUUGCAAUAAUCAAGUUACAGAUCAAGUAAUAAUCCCAUGUGUGUGAUCAAAUGUAAAGAGAUCGAUACUUGAUCACAUAUAAUAAUUCCUCUUGUUGGCAUUGUGAAAAAUAUCGGUAGAAUGAUUAGGGCGGUUAAUGAUCUGAGAGCCGAGUCGAAUUUUGUCAUGGUUCGGACUCGACUCAUUAAAAUAACCUGAGCUCGAGUUUGACACGAGCUUUAAAAGGCAAGCUCGAGCUCAUCUCAUUUACAAAAAAAUAGGAGCUCGAGUCGACUUGCCAAAUUAGGUUAAAGAGUAAAAUUGAGUUCAGUUGAUAAAAUGUCGAUUGUAGUUCAAGAUCUACCUAGAAUUUGACUCAAAAUCACGCACAUUCUAAAAGUUUCUCAUACUUUUUCGCCAGCCUAUCUGAGCAUGUCAUGGCUCGAGCUCGACUCGUUAGGUGACGAGUUUGUUCGUAAGUCAACUCAGUUAAAAAUGAGUAGAGUGUCGAAUGAUUUAUCUCGCGUCGAACAGCUGAGUUGUCACAGCCGAGUCAUUCAUGAGCAGCUUGAUUCAUUAACAACCCUAAGUGUGAUUAUGUGACAAAUGAUUCAUAACAUCUUGAUUGUUGUUAUGAUGUUACGAUAUAGCGAGAUGUUCAUUGUUCUAUGUUAUAGAAUUCAAUCUUUCAGAGUGAUAUAUUGUUUUUCAUAUGUUAGAGGGCAAUUUAACCAUUUUUCCAAUUAAAAGGCUAAUAUUUCUCUAAUGUAAUAAUGAUUUUAUAUGAACUGAAGAUUUAUUAGGAAAUUUGAUAUGCCGUGAAACAUGAGACUAAAUAUGUAUAAAAAAACACUUAUCGUAUUUGACGAUAUUUAAUACAUUUGGAUGUCCACCCGAAAAGAAAGCUACUAAUCCAUCAACAGUCCAAGAAACACCCUGUCAUUUUUUCCUCAUCACAAUGGGAUUCAGGCAUGUCAUAAUCCCGCUGGGACCAGGAUUAGCUUUGCUCACACAAUUAUUUUUUAUGUCAUUAAGCGUUAAUCAAGCAAAAAAGCUGGUUCUUGUUUGUCUUUGUGGAAUUUUAAGGAUGGUGUGGGCUCACACAAGAAUGGCCAACUAGCUAAGCUUCUCACAGCAAGCAAAAAAUUAUAUGGUCCUCCUGUCUCCAUUUGACCAUUUCCAACCCUACCCUUACCCAAACAGUUCUAUAUAAACCCUACAUCCACACCCAAUUAGAAAUAUACCACUCUAGCUACAAACUGUUACCUACAUUUUUUCCAUAGCCCAAACAACACUAGUAGCUAGCUAGUCACAACAUUCUUUAGUACAAAAAAAAAAUGUUGCACAUCCUCUUCCUCUUCGCACUCGUCCUCGCCCCAGCUUCCCACGCAGCAGACUUCUGCGUGGCGAAGCUGAAAGGCGCGGGGGGCGUGUCAGGGUACGCGUGUAGGGACCCCGCGAUGGUCACUGCCGCGGACUUUGUGUUCAAGGGCAUCGUCUCGAGCGGCAACACCACAAACAUCAUCAAUGCGGCGGUGACCCCGGUCUUCGUGCAGCAGUUCCCAGCCCUGAACGGGCUGGGCCUGUCCACGGCGAGGCUCGACCUGGCCCCCGGAGGGGUCAUCCCGCUCCACACUCACCCCGCGGCCAACGAGAUCCUCGUCGUGACCUCCGGGGUCAUCAAGGCCGGGUUCAUCACUUCCUCGUCCAACAAGGUGUACAUCGCGACCGUGAAGAAGGGAGAGGUGAUGGUUUUCCCACAAGGGUUGUUGCACUUCCAGAUCAAUGGCGGUGGUGUGCCUGCUAGUGCUGUGGUGACCUUCAAUAGCCCUGAACCUGGGCUGCAGAUUCUUGACUUCGCAUUGUUUGCCAAUGACUUCCCGACCGAGUUGGUUACGGGGACUACGUUCCUUGAUUCUGCAGUAGUCAAGAAGCUUAAGGGUGUCCUUGGUGGUACUAAUUAAUUGGAUAGGGAGGUUUACUUUCUGUCCUCAUCAUGUCUUUUAUUUGUGUAAUUUUUUUUUGGUGGAAUUAUUUCUGUAAUUUUUUUAGUAAUUCAUGUGGUUACUCUGUAAUUCUGAGUUUAAUUUGUGGUUUCUGUUUUUCAAAAGGGGUAAUUUCUUUUUAGUAUGAGAUAUCAAUGUGAUAGCUAUGUAAUUCUAAAUAGUGAAGAAUUUUUAUUUUAUCCGUGCUUUUGUAUUUGAGCAAUAUUUACGUCAUUCGUUAUCACUUAAGUUUUAUUUAUGACCAAGAUAAAUCCUGUUAUAUUAUAAAGUGAAUUUGACUCGUGAAUAAAAAGUGUAUACUAGUAGACAAAGAAAAGUAUAUUUUUUCUAAGUUGAUGGUCCUGAUAAGAUAUUUUUUAUAAUCCUGAUAGGAUAUUUUUAAAAUUUAAAAAAUACAUUUCUCACAUCAAAUAACAUGUCGUUUGUGGGUCAUGUUCAAACCCAAAAUUAACCAUGUCCACCACAAAGUAAUCUCUAUCUUACAUUUAACUUUGAUGAGUCAUUUAUAAAUUAUUCUUAGUUGGGUGGCGGUUUAUGGGGUUGCUGUUAUCAUAUCAAUAGUCAUGAACAAAAUUGUGUUGAAUAAGCGAAUACUACAUUUUGUGCAUCUUCAAUUGAAGUCGAAGCAAAGAUGUUAUUAGAGCAUUUAAACUUCCUCAAGAAUAGAGUUUUUCUUGUCGAGUGUGAUCGGAGUGCCGAGUCCUCCUGUCCUUGUCAAGGCAUAGGCAGGAUGAGUCCCUCUCAGUGUGGCCUUUGAGAUGCUAUGGUGGCUUGGGAUUAUAUGGUCGACAUAACUCUUCUUUCAAAGUGAAUUUUUUUUAAGAACAUAAUUAAUAUGAUAUUUCCUGUACAUUUUUUUAAUUACAAUCCAGAGAAAAUCUAUAUAGUCUGUUAAAUUAAGUUGAGGAAAAAGACAGUUUCUAUCAAGGUGAAAUUGAGUGGCCUGAUUGCUUGCAAGUAAUGUCUUUAUCAGAUUAUUGAAUUACCAUUCUUCACUUGCUUUCUGAUUUCAUUGUUUUAACUCUUUUGGUAAUCGGUUUUAUGGGAAUGAAAUAUAAGCACUACCUUUUGUAAAAAGAAAAAAAAUUUGCAUCACCUGGAGUUACUAUUUUUUCUAUCACUUUUGGUCUUAACUGAUACUCCACUUUAUUGUCUUCUUCUAACUUUAUUUUAUAAUAAAGGAGUUACGAUUUAUCUUGGUAUUUAUCAAUAAAUGAUGGCUUAUCAAUCACAUCAUAUUGGAAGAGACACUACGCAAUUUUGAUGAGCGAGGAAUGGAAAAUAGGGACAUGGAAAAAGAGUUGUUUGGUAUUUCCAAAUUUUACUAAUUCUUUGGAUGGAUUAAGUGUGAAUGUGGUAAUUGUAAAGUCACAUAAUUUAUUAAUUGUUUAUAUGGUAUUUUAAUACGAUUUAUGUGGUAAUUGGGCUAAAGAAUGUCGAUUGGUCAAACCAUUUCCAUGUGGUAUGUGAUAUUUAGAUAGGUAUUUCAAAUAACAAACUGAUUAAAUGAGAGUUUUCAAAUAAUAUUAGGUAAGAGUUAUUUCAAAUAAGUUAUUUGUAAAUAGUUCAAUGUCCAAAUAACUCAACUUAGUAAAGUGUUGUCAAACGGAUUAUCUAGAUCUCAUUAUCUCACUGUGAGUUACUAUAACCCAAAUAUGUCACUUAAAUAAUCCAUCCAAAUGACCCCUAUGUGAUUCACCAAAUUAUGAAUUUGUUAAUUAAUACAUGAGUUUUUC
Molecule: messenger RNA, 5747 nt
Organism: Linum trigynum
Lineage: Eukaryota; Viridiplantae; Streptophyta; Magnoliopsida; Malpighiales; Linaceae
Source: the annotation of a GenBank genome assembly